UGUAUCUAUAUGUUGCGUCGUGACAUCAGACACUUUCUUCGAGCUUUUCACAGACAAACAAAAUGAAGUUCUGAGUGUUUUAGCAUUCAGUCAUACUCUCCACAUCACAAUAAUAAUUAAAGACCAGUGUAAACUUAUUUAUAUCAACUGCAAAUACUCAGGAAUUAUGUUUGUUUGCCUUUUUCUUCCUGGUAAAUGGAGAAGCUUUGAAUUUUAGCAUCAUUUGGGUUUUCGGUGAAGAGUGAAGUAUAAUGCCCACCCUAGCUAAAAACAAUGAUCGGAAGCUAGAAACAGGUGUACAGAACUUUCAAUCACCAACACCAUAUACACGGUCUUGGGGAGGCAUGCCUCGUACUGAGAAACAGGCUGAUAAAUCAAUCACCUCCAGAACUUCCCAGCCACAAGGCAAUGAUGAAGGCAGUGUUAAAGAAACUGAAAUCAAUGCCCCACAUUCUGGAUCAAAUGGAAGUAGUCGUCAAGAGCAGCAGCAGCAGUUUGAUAACAAUUCCCAAAUGGAACUUGUUGGUCAUUCAAUUAUGUUGACUCCAUAUCAAUAUACAGAUCCACAAUAUGGUGGGAUAGUGACAUACGGAGCACCGCAGGUACAACAACAAUUCCUUGGAUAUCUUCCAGCAAGAAUGCCUUUGCCUCUUAAUAUGGAAGAAGAGCCUGUAUAUGUGAAUGCUAAACAGUAUCAUGGAAUAUUAAGGCGAAGACAAAUAAGAGCAAAAGCAGAACUGGAGAAGAAAGCGAUUAAAGUCAGGAAGCCAUAUCUUCAUGAAUCUCGGCACAAGCACGCAAUGAGAAGGGCAAGAGGCUCUGGUGGCCGAUUCCUCAACACGAAAAAAAAUUCCACUGAGCAGUCAAAAUCUGGGUCAACUGUUCCUACGCAAUCUUGCAAUUCGUCUGUUUCUGAGCACUUGUCCUCCAACGGUGAUGGUAUUUCUGAUAAACGAGGAGAUGGGGGAUCCAUGGUUCUAAACUCACACAAAGAACAGUCUCUUCCAAAUGGGAAUAGCGAUGGCCAUGCACUAUUUUUCUACUUGACGCAGUCGACUAGAAAUGAACAACCAAGUGGACAUAUUAAUCAGGAUCAUUGGAGCUUGCUGGUGAAUCAAGUCCCCCAUGGGGUUGGCCCCACCAAAUGAGAGAAACUACUCUGAUCAACAACCUAUUGGAUGUUGUCAGGCAAUUCAUUCUUGGCUUGGUUACUUGGACAAUGUGCCGAUGAGACGAGGUAGGAAGGUUAUAGUGGGGAUCUUCGGUCUACCCAUUAUUUCCAUUCUCUACCAUCUUCUCCCCCCUUUUCUUUAGAAUAAUCAAAUAUGAAAGCUAGAAACGCCAAAACAUCAAACCAUCUGUAAACUUUGAUGCGUGAAUCCUUUUUCGUUGUAGAAUGAUUGUGAUAUAAUGCAUGUCAUUUCAGUUUGUUUUCGAU
Olea europaea var. sylvestris is the source of this 1438-nucleotide messenger RNA. RefSeq names its product nuclear transcription factor Y subunit A-4-like. Gene Ontology annotation, molecular function: DNA-binding transcription factor activity, RNA polymerase II-specific; RNA polymerase II cis-regulatory region sequence-specific DNA binding. The coding region runs from base 252 to 1148 and encodes 298 amino acids. The record is from RefSeq and is a predicted model, not a curated record. The transcript is spliced from 7 exons. NCBI's taxonomy places the organism in Eukaryota, Viridiplantae, Streptophyta, Magnoliopsida, Lamiales, Oleaceae. Gene Ontology annotation, biological process: regulation of transcription by RNA polymerase II. Gene Ontology annotation, cellular component: CCAAT-binding factor complex.